Molecule: messenger RNA, 561 nt
Organism: Kwoniella botswanensis
Lineage: Eukaryota; Fungi; Basidiomycota; Tremellomycetes; Tremellales; Cryptococcaceae
Exons: 3
Coding region: 1-561 (186 amino acids)
Molecular function (GO): sphingosine-1-phosphate phosphatase activity
Source: RefSeq, a predicted model, not a curated record
AUGGGUUUCUUGAAACCCCACAAACCGAGUGAUUAUCCAUCUACUCUACUAUACAUCUUAGAUGAGACACAUAUAACAGUCACAUUGUCGACAGCUUUGGCAAUUUUAUAUACUAGAGAUGCUCAUGUGGUAUGGUUCGCCAUUGGAGCGUUAAACUCUUCUCUUUCAGCCAAACUACUUAAAAACCUAAUUCGAAACCCUCGUCCCCCGCCUCCCGACCCAUCUUCAUCCCCCUCUAAGAUCCGUCCAAAACGUACCUAUGGGAUGCCUUCCACGCACUCGACAGCUCUAACAUUCUACUUCAUCUAUCUCAUCCCUUAUGUCCAAUACCUUUCCUUCCCCCUUAGUUGGCUAGCAGGUAUAGGAGUAAGUGGAUAUUGGGUAUUGGGAUUAUGGUCCAGAAAGCAAUUGGGUUAUCAUACCUGGGAACAAGUACUGGGUGGUGCAUUGUACGGGACAUCACUUGCUUUAGGGUGGAAAUGGGUUUAUGGGAUGUAUCCUUCGAUCGGGACCGGAAUACAGGGUAUUGUGGAUGGUGUUCGGGCGAGGGUAUUUGGGUAA